AUGGACAGAAGGUUGUUUGAAGCUGCAUGGGGUGGAGACCUUAUCGUCUUAAAGAGGCUAGCGAAUGAAGAUCCCCGAAUCAUACACUCCUCGUCGUUAAUAGGCAACGACAACCCGUUGCAUAUUGCUUGCAUGACAAGUCACCUCGGUUUUGUGAAAGAAUUGAUAAAGUUGAAGAGAAAUCUUGCAUAUGAUCUUAAUGCGGACGGCUUGAGCCCACUCCAUAUUUCAGCAGCAAAUGGUGACUUCAAUAUCUUGAAGGAACUUUUGAGUAUCAACAAAGAUGCACUACAUAUGGUUGAAGGGAAAGACCGACGCAUCCCUCUUCAUUACACAGUUAUUAAAGGUCGAUUGAACAUAGUGAAGGAGUUGAUUGCGAUUGAUCCUCAAUCCAUAGAGGUGGCUACCGCCGAUCGAGGUGAGACUGUUCUCCACCUAGCAUAA
Molecule: messenger RNA, 444 nt
Organism: Impatiens glandulifera
Lineage: Eukaryota; Viridiplantae; Streptophyta; Magnoliopsida; Ericales; Balsaminaceae
Product: ankyrin repeat-containing protein BDA1-like
Exons: 1
Coding region: 1-444 (147 amino acids)
Molecular function (GO): protein binding
Source: RefSeq, a predicted model, not a curated record